UUGCUCGGCUGGCAGGCUGAAAGGUUGAUGCCAGGGAGGCACCUGUCUGCAGGGGGCAACUCUGCUCCAGCCACUCAUGGCCGGUUCCAGGCCACCACGUCGGGCCCUGCCAGGCCUGCCAGCCCACAAGGAACUUGAGGAAGACCCUGGAAUAUGUUCCCUGCUUUUCUGGGCCGUCGCCUGGGUCUGCAGGCCAACGUCAUCGCCUGAUUCCGGGCCACGCCCGUUGCCCAACCACACCCGCAGCCCACGGGACGAUGCUCCCGCCGGCCCCCUCCCUCUGGGCUCCUCCUGUGAUGGUGGGGGGCAGGGGUCGGUCGCAGCCUGUUGCUGGAAGCUGGGAGCAGAUGCUACCGAGUACCUGGCUUCCCAGCAACACGGAAGCAGGCGCCUUCGAAUGCUUCUGUGCUUCCGUGAUGGGCCACGGUUCCCUGUCCGAGAUGGGCAGACGUGCCGAACCUUGGAAGAGCCUUGAGGGGGAAAAGGCUUAGCUUGGCGGAACCCGGGUGGCAGAUGUCACUGUUGCUCGCCCCGAGGCGCAGGUUGGGCAAGUGAUCAAGGUCCCAGAUGGGCUGUGUCAUUUUACGAAUGCGGUCCCUGCCACCACUAGGCACACGCACCCAUGUGCCAAAUCGCAAGAGGUGAUGUCGACCCGCGUGAACGACGCUAUCUACUUAAGUAUACACCAUACUACUAACACAGCAUGAGAUCCAUAUGACACUCCUGCGCCGAAUAUAUACCCAACCUUGGCCACUUGACUUCCAGGCCGAACCCUUGCGUCUUGUUUUUAUAUCUUCCUAGUUUCAAACCUUUCAGCCCAUUCUCUCGGCCCGCCAUCCAUCAUCGCCUUGCCCCCACCCAACUCUCACCACACCUGCGGCCGCCUCACGUCUUGCGAUUGUCCCGCGACCCCCAAGAUUCCUUCAGAGCCCGGAUCCGUCGCAUCGUAUCGCAUCACUCUUGUCAAAACGAAGCUUGGUCGCUAGACGGACUUAAGCUUUCUCACUGGAUCCCGACAAUCCACCGUAUAAAUAGCAGCUUGUGUUUCACGGCCGCAGCCUGGGCCCGCAACCCACCUCUGUAUUGCUUCACGAAUAUACCACAUACGUUUGCUUGCGCGCAACCCUGGCUUAGACGACAAGACUGCCCUCAGCCGCAUAGCCCCUCGACAACGUUGGGUAUUUUUACAUCGCAAGCAGCUGCUGUUUACCGGGCUAUAUCUCAUCAUGCCUGUGAAGGAGAAGAGGUACAAGAAGAAGGUGGUCUACCUCGAACCACCCACCCCUGGCAGCGUGACAAUCCGGAGGAAGAUCACAACGGUCGUGCCCCCGCCCGCUCCGCCUCCAGCCAUCGAGAAGCCUCCGCCACCACCUGUGCUGGCUCUGCCGCCGCCGCCGCCUCCACCGCCCCCAGUUAUUGUGAGGCCGCCUCCUCCCGUUUUCUUGGAGCCGCCACCACCACCGCCGCCCCCGGCACGAGAUGAGAUAGACGUCAUCGCCGUGGACGUCGAGCCGUCCGAGAAGUCCAAGUCGUCCAGGAGGUCCUCCUCAUCCUCCUCAAGCUCGUCGUCCAAGUCCUCCAAGAAAACGAGCCGGAGUCGCAGUCACAGCCACAGCCACUAUGAUGAGCGGGAGCGGGAGCUCAUUAUCGAGAGGGAUCGAUACAUCCCAGUCCCCGUAAGGAGGGAAUACGAGACGUACCGCUACGUCGAGGGACCGCCGCAGAGGAAGUACCUCCCUGCACCUCCCUCUCCGCCGAAGAGGAUCGAGGAGGAUAGGGAGAGGAUCACUAUCAACAUCGAGGACCGGAGGAGGGCUAGGGAGUACUACUACCGUUGAUCGAGUGACGGUCCACGCAUGGACUUGUCGAAGCCCCAACCAUAGCUAUCAGCGGUCUUUUGCUUCUCAGUCGUGUUCUUUCUCUUGUCUCUUUUGUUGUCAAAUGACUCCACGGAUUUAACGAGUUCAACUUCUAUAUGGGACUUCAACGGCGGGGUUCUCUUUUAUUCCAACCUGGGCAAGAUCUCGUAAGAUUUCGGAAAGAUGGAAAUGACAGCGCGGUGUUUGGAAUUUCUGGAGGAUCAAUUUGAACUAUUAUCACUUCUAUGAUAUCCUUGCUUGCCUAUUUAGUCUGAAGGCUAUGCAAUACAAUUUUUUGACUCCUGUAUUCGUCGCCUCAAAUGUCAUCACUUGCUGGCUGGAGUGAUAUGGGCAUCAUGUCAUGGCGUAGCUGCCCAAAGGGACGCCUUGCUGCCCUUUGCUUUUGGCCCAUGAUGGUGAGAUGCGCCCACAGGAUGAGGUCGGCUCCCCAAGGAGCAGUUCUCAGCGACCACUUCCAGGAAGGCAUGCUGUUACCCGGCUAAUUUUUGGCCAACAGCUUCUUCAAGUUCUCCUCAUUGUCGUACUUGGCCAACAGCCGUGCCUUCAGGUCCGCAACCUCCUGCCUCUGGCUCGCAUAGACACCAUCCAGCAUGGACUUGGCCGGCCCAAGAAGAUGAGCAUCGCCCAGGUCCACUAUAUCAAGUCGUAUCAGCAUACUAUGUCCACGUGCACCAGCAGCAACAGCAACAGCAACAGCAUGAAAGGACGACAAAACAAAGACCAAGGAAAUGAGAGGGAGGUGUAAGGGAAAGAAAGAGAUUCGGAAAAAGGGGCAACCUACUAAUCACAGCCAUAAGCAACACGCUAUCCCCCAUGGCCUCGAGCUCGCCGUCGUCGGCAAGCCCGUUCAGGAUCAUCAGCAGCCUCUCAAAGUCCGCGUGGCCCGGCUCCACGACGCACCGGAGCACGGCGUCCGCGCCGCCGCCCACGACGUACUUGUGGUACACCCCGGCGGGCACGACCGGCGGCGGCGCCGCGCCCCCGGGCGAGACCCGCGUGGAGGACCGCUCCAGGAGCUCCAGGUCCGCGCCCUCGUCCCCCGCGGCGGUCGGCUCCUGCUUGGACGAGUGGACCGUGAGGGAGCCCUCGAGGAGGUCAAAGGUCUCCGAGAAGCCUGGUUUUUUUUUUUUUUGUGGGUUAGUUGGUUGGUUGGUUCAACCUGUCAGGGGGUCUGUGGGAGGAAAAUGGUGCCGGUGAUCCUGUAGAAGG
Messenger RNA from Diaporthe batatas, 3089 nucleotides. RefSeq lists its product as uncharacterized. The record is from RefSeq and is a predicted model, not a curated record. Bases 1227 to 1838 code for a protein of 203 amino acids. NCBI's taxonomy places the organism in Eukaryota, Fungi, Ascomycota, Sordariomycetes, Diaporthales, Diaporthaceae. The transcript has 2 exons.